Molecule: messenger RNA, 1213 nt
Organism: Cricetulus griseus (Chinese hamster)
Lineage: Eukaryota; Metazoa; Chordata; Mammalia; Rodentia; Cricetidae
Source: RefSeq, a predicted model, not a curated record
AGCCCCCAGACUUGACUCCGGAGGAGCGCAUGGAGCUAGAGAACAUCCGACGGCGUAAGCAGGAGCUGCUGGUGGAGAUCCAGCGCCUGCGAGAGGAGCUGAGUGAAGCUAUGAGUGAGGUGGAGGGUCUGGAGGCCAAUGAGGGCAGUAAGACCUUGCAGCGGAACCGGAAGAUGGCAAUGGGCAGGAAGAAGUUCAACAUGGACCCCAAGAAGGGGAUCCAAUUCUUGGUAGAACACGAACUUCUGCAGAACACACCUGAGGAAAUUGCCCGCUUCCUGUACAAGGGUGAGGGGCUGAACAAGACAGCCAUUGGGGAUUACCUCGGGGAAAGGGAAGAGCUAAACCUAUCUGUGCUCCAUGCUUUUGUGGAUUUGCAUGAGUUCACCGACCUUAAUCUGGUGCAGGCCCUGCGGCAAUUCCUAUGGAGCUUUCGCCUCCCUGGAGAGGCUCAGAAAAUUGACCGGAUGAUGGAGGACUUUGCCCAGCGAUACUGCCUGUGUAACCCUGGGGUCUUCCAGUCUACAGACACCUGCUACGUGUUGUCCUUUGCCGUGAUCAUGCUGAACACCAGCCUUCAUAAUCCCAACGUCAGGGACAAGCCAGGCCUGGAGCGCUUUGUGGCCAUGAACCGGGGCAUCAAUGAAGGCGGAGACCUGCCUGAGGAUCUGCUCAGGAACCUCUACGACAGCAUCCGGAAUGAGCCCUUCAAGAUCCCUGAGGAUGAUGGGAAUGAUCUCACCCACACCUUCUUCAACCCAGACCGUGAAGGCUGGCUUCUAAAGCUGGAACUGCUUUGAGCUUUACAUUCCCAACAAUAAGGGACAGCUCAUCAAAGCCUGCAAAACCGAGGCGGAUGGUCGGGUAGUGGAGGGGAACCACAUGGUAUACAGAAUCUUAGCACCCACCCAGGAGGAGAAAGAUGAAUGGAUCAAGUCCAUCCAGGCUGCUGUAAGUGUGGACCCCUUCUAUGAAAUGCUGGCAGCAAGAAAGAAGCGGAUUUCUGUGAAAAAGAAGCAGGAACAACCCUGACCCCUGUCCCCAACUCCAUUAUUUAUUUUGGAGCUGCCCCGCCUGGGUGGCAGGACCCCUGGGCCCUGGGGCUAUGGAUCCUGGUUGGUUCCCCAUUUGGAAAAUCACCACCUCUAGCUCCUGUCUCCUUAUUUGUAAUUAACAUGUUGGUAAUCUUAUUAAUUAUUUAACCCCUCGCGCC